AUGACAAAGCACUGGCCGGAGCAGAGCCGCCUGGCACCAGCCGCUCUGUGCCACAGUGGAGAACACCGCGACCAUCAACUUGACUUCUACAGAAAUGUGCAGCGGGGUUUUCCUUCCUGCGGUCUAGCCCAGCAGCGGCCUCAACAACCAGCUGAGAUGUCCCCCCAGCAACAGCAGCAACAGCAACAGCAGCAGCAGCAGCAGCAGACCUCUGCAAGCACCGGACACCGUGGCGGUGCCACUGGACUCGUGGAUCAAACCAUGCCAGCCCUCUCUUCAUGUCAAGACGGCGACGACGCGAAGCUUCGGGACGUGACGUGGAAGGCUGAACCGGAGAAAAGCGGCUCCAGCAGUGGGAAGAAGAAGAACUACCGGCGGUACCCCAAGCCACCCUAUUCCUACUUGGCUAUGAUUGCCAUGGUCAUCCAGCGGUCCCCAGAGAAGAAGCUUACACUAUCAGAGAUCCUGAAGGAGAUCAGCACCCUGUUUCCAUUUUUCAAAGGGAACUACAAAGGGUGGCGAGAUUCUGUGCGACACAACCUCUCCUCCUAUAACUGCUUUGUUAAGGUACUAAAGGAUCCGGGCAAACCUCAAGGUAAAGGGAACUUCUGGGCUGUGGACCUGGACCGUAUUCCUCUGGAUCUUCUGAAGAGGCAGAACACAGCUGUGUCGCGCCAAGACGAGACUAUCUUUGCUCAGGAUCUGGCUCCCUACAUCCUGCAGGGACACAAGCCGGAAUCUGAGCCGCCCCCUCCUCCGACUGAGUGUGUGACCUCUCUCCCGCCAUUGUCAUCAGGAAAUCCUUCACCGUCGCAGGGCGACUUGUUCAGGCCCAAGCUGGACUCGUCCUUUGCCAUCGAUUCCUUACUGCAGAGCCUGCGGCCAACGAGCGCUUCUGGGGAUGUGGACAGAGACUGCUGGGGUGAGGUGGAGCGCCCUCGGCCUUCGCCGCUUCCACGCUCUCAUUACGCCUCCUCCGCCAGCUCUGUAAGCCCUGCCUCCACCUCUUCUUCCUCCUCCUCCGAUGAGGAAUGGAAAGGCUUGUCCCACACUGGGAAGCGUGUUCCUGAAGCAGGAUCUGAUGGGUAUGAGGACUACAGACCACCGUUGCACAAAUCCGCCAGACAGGAGAGUGUUGCUCCUCCGUGGGAGCUUCCAACCUCCUACGCUAAGUAUGCUCCCCCAAAUGCAGUGGCCCCACCUAGCACGCGGUUUAAUGGAGGCCCCUUAAUGCCGCUGCAUGGCGGACUACCACUUUACAGCUACGGUAGCUCUCCUAUGGCGCCUACCCACUUCAUAGGUCAGUCCUACUGGCCGAUUCUCCCCAGCAGGCGAGUCUCGCUUCAGCCCCGUCCUCUGCUCAUGGACCUGGACAACAUGCUGCAGUCGGUUCCUCCAAAUAAGAGCGUGUUCGAUGCACUGCUGCCUGUUAAUCAGAACACUUACUCACAUCACCAACCACAGAGCCAGUACACCCUGCAGAAUGGAACUCCUCUUAACAGGUAUCAUCAGUACUGAUAGUACUGGUGACACCAGGUAUCACCAGUACUGAUAGUACUGGUGAUACCUGGUGGUAC
Messenger RNA from Poeciliopsis prolifica (blackstripe livebearer), 1577 nucleotides. RefSeq names its product forkhead box H1 (gene foxh1). Lineage: Eukaryota; Metazoa; Chordata; Actinopteri; Cyprinodontiformes; Poeciliidae. The transcript has 3 exons. The record is from RefSeq and is a predicted model, not a curated record. The coding region runs from base 1 to 1518 and encodes 505 amino acids. Gene Ontology annotation, biological process: regulation of DNA-templated transcription. Gene Ontology annotation, molecular function: DNA-binding transcription factor activity; sequence-specific DNA binding.